This is a messenger RNA of Oryzias melastigma (Indian medaka), 4224 nucleotides long. Its product is annotated as SEC14-like protein 1. The transcript has 17 exons. Gene Ontology annotation, biological process: negative regulation of RIG-I signaling pathway. Lineage: Eukaryota; Metazoa; Chordata; Actinopteri; Beloniformes; Adrianichthyidae. The coding region runs from base 494 to 2701 and encodes 735 amino acids. The record is from RefSeq and is a predicted model, not a curated record. Gene Ontology annotation, molecular function: RIG-I binding. Gene Ontology annotation, cellular component: cytoplasm; cytosol.
UGAGUGGGGAGAGACAGCCUGUCCUCUGCUGUUUUGUCCUUCAGACUUUUUCAUGAACGCAGCCUUGCUGGAAAAAAACCUUGCAGAGCGGGGGCGGAGCCUCGGCAUCCUACGCGUGAGGCGGCGCGAGGACAGGAGGAGAAGAGAGAGCCGGAGGAGUCCUGCUGCCCUCCCUCCUGUGUGGACUCACUUUGUGUCUGAAGGCGUGAUUGAUCACUGGGCUCCUGGAUGUUUUGAUGUUCUGAACCCGUCUUGGCUCGUUUUUGAGCAGAUUUUUGUUUGGUUCUUUUGCGACGUUAUCGGUUUACACGACCAGCUAGCUAGCAUAACAAAGCUAAAAACGGUAGCCACGGACCCGGCGAAGUGACGAGCCGUGGAGAAGGAUGGCUAGAGUUCGUUCCGCUGCUCCAUCUGGACCAAAUGACUGCUGACACGACCUAACGUUUUUUGCGUUUUCAAUUCUUCGGUUGUUGGUGUUACUGAAGUCUCCACUAUGGUGCAGAAGUAUCAGUCCCCCGUGCGGGUGUACAAACGUCCGUUUGAGCUGGUGAUGGCGGCUUACGAGCGCCGCUUCCCCACCUGCCACCUCAUCCCCAUGUUUGUGGCCAGCGACGUGGUGAACGAGGAGGUCAGCGAAGACGGCAGCGUCCACAAGAUUGAGCGCCGCUGUGCUCUGGACGUGGACGCCCCGCGGCUCCUCAAAAGGAUUGCUGGUGUGGAAUACGUCUACUUUAACCAGAAGAACACGCUGAACAAAAGGGAGAGAACUUUGCACAUCGAGUCCCGCAAUGAGUCCUUCUCCAACAGAGUCAUAGUCCAUGAGACCUGCUGCUAUUCGGUCCAUCCGGAGAAAGAUGACUGGACGUGUUUCGAGCAGACCGCCAGCCUGGACAUCAAGUCCUUCUUUGGCUUUGAGAGCACCGUCGAGAAGAUUGCUAUGAAGCAGUAUGCCAGCAGCAUCAACAAGGGAAAAGAGAUCAUCGAGUUCUACCUGAACGAGCUGGAAGUUGAGGGCGUCGUUCACGUUCCCCGCUGGAAUCCACCCACCCGCUCCCUGCCCCGACCAACCAGCCUCUCCACCAGCCCAGCUGUCAUCCCCAAACACACCGGCGUUCCCGCUCUCUGCGCUCCGGACGCCAGCGAUGCCAAAGAUGGCACGGGGGUGGAGGCAAAGCAGGACGGCGCCGUGGUUCAGGCGGACAGCCUCACCGAAAUCCUGGCUGGAACACCUGAAGAUAAGCUGGAUGCAGACUAUAUUAAACGUUACCUGGGUGACUUGACCCCCCUGCAGGAGAGCUGUCUGAUCAGACUGCGCAAAUGGCUUCAGGAGACUCACAAGGGAAAGAUCCCUAAAGACGAGCACAUCCUGCGUUUCCUGCGGGCCCGAGACUUCAACAUCGAUAAAGCUCGGGAGAUCCUGUGCCAGUCUCUGACCUGGAGGAAGCAGCACCAGGUGGACUACCUGCUGGAGACCUGGAACUCACCGCAGGUCCUUCAGGAUUUCUACACUGGAGGCUGGCACCAUCACGACAGAGAUGGACGUCCUUUGUACAUCCUGAGGUUGGGGCAGAUGGACACCAAAGGUCUGGUUCGCGCUCUUGGCGAGGAAUCCCUGCUCAGACAUGUGCUGUCGAUCAACGAGGAGGGCCUGAGACGCUGCGAGGAGAACACCAAGGUGUUCGGCCGCCCCAUCAGCUGCUGGACAUGCCUGGUGGAUCUGGAGGGGCUGAACAUGCGCCACCUGUGGCGGCCGGGGGUAAAGGCGCUGCUGAGGAUCAUCGAGGUCGUGGAGGCCAACUACCCCGAGACUCUGGGACGCUUGCUGAUCUUGAGGGCACCGAGGGUGUUUCCUGUUCUUUGGACGCUGGUGAGCCCCUUCAUUGAUGAAAACACCCGCAAGAAGUUCCUGAUCUAUGCUGGCAACGACUACCAGGGUCCUGGGGGUCUCGUGGACUACAUCGACAAAGAAAUCAUCCCAGACUUUCUGGGAGGAGAGAGCAUGUGCGAGGUUCCAGAAGGCGGCCUGGUUCCCAAGUCCAUGUACCGCACACCUGAAGAGCUGGAGAAUGAGGACGUUCGCCUGUGGACCGAGACCAUCUACCAGAGCGCCAGCAUCUUCAAGGGCGCGCCGCAUGAGCUCGUGAUUGAAAUCAUCGACGCCGCGUCCGUCAUCACCUGGGACUUCGACGUGUGCAAAGGUGACAUCAUUUUUAACAUCUACCACUCGAAGCGCGCCCCUCAGCCUCCACGGAAAGACGCUCUGGGGGCCCACGGCAUCACGUCCCCGGGCCUCAACAACGUCCAGCUCAUUGACAAGUCCUGGACUCUGGGUCAGGACUACAGCAUGGUGGAGUCGCCCCUCACCUGCAAGGAGGGCGAGAGCGUUCAGGGCUCCCACAUAACGCGCUGGCCGGGUUUCUACAUCCUGCAGUGGAAGUUUCACUCCAUGCCGGCCUGCUCGGCCACCAACCUGCCGCGGGUGGACGACGUGCUGGCCACCCUGCAGAUGUCCACGCACAAGUGUAAAGUCAUGUACUACACGGAGGUGCUGGGCUCUGAGGACUUCAGAACGGCUUGCUGUGAUGUGCAGAGUUUGGGCUCGAUGACCAGCCUGGAGUCCAGCCACAGCGGCUUCUCCCAGCUCAGCGCCGCCACCGUCUCCUCCAACCACUCCCAGUCCAGCUCCAUGAUCUCCAGGUAGAAACGGGAGGACCCGCACCCCCUCCUCCAUCACUACUAACGCCACCAACACGGACGCCAGCUUUCCUUCACCUCUGAACUCUGUUCACGUCGCACAACCACUCAUGCUUGCACAAACGGAGGAAAUCCUGAAAGGCAAAAAUGAUGAACUCGUACAAAUCAAAGGGCUAACUUUUGCACAAAGGAGGAGUUUGAUCUGGUGCCUGGCAGUUGGAAUCGGACCGUCGGCAGAAUGUUUUCCCGUCUGAAAAAGAACCGGACGGAGACACUGGAGGCGCUGUUACAUUUAUGCAUUUACUCCGACAAGCGUCACCUGAGACUGGACGCGCUGUUACAGCCUGCACAGACUAACCAUUUCGGCCAUUUUGUUACUGAACUUUGAUGUUUGUGGUCAGUUGUUAGGUCAAAACCGUCGAACCGACCCGGACCCACCAACAACGGGGGAGAGGGAGAACUUUGAGGGUCGUUCAAACGGUUGAAUAUCUGAGGUAACAUAGCAAUAUUAAGGUUUCUUUUUGUUUUUGUGAAAUAUUUAUUGAACUAGACGAUCAACGACGACGACUGCAGGUAUGUAAAAGCAGACGGACGAGCAAACUGAGCCAGAAAGCAACAGAAAAGUUCAACCAGCAGAAGAUGAAUGAACUGUUCCUGAGAGUCGCUCGUGGAGACGAUGCCUUGUGACAGAUCGGUGAAUGUGCUGCUGAACCAAUGAAUCCGAGGGUCGGGAUGUUACGUCGACUGGGAUUCUAGUGCGUUCUCUCCGACAGCGGCGAGAGCGAAUAAAACGGCUCAGAAAGCUUUCCGAUUUGUUUUUUUUUUUUGUAGGAGUGAAGACGAAGCCAUUUAAGAGCCAUGUGUCAAUAAAAACCAUUUUAGCCUUUGCAAGCACCACGUAGAAAUGUACCUGCUUCUGGGUCUUUGUAGAGCCAAUUCACUUACACUCAGCUUCCUCUAGAGGGCAGAAACGAGCAUUUGUAGUUACCGAGGAAAGGACAAAAGAUGGUGUUUCUUCCUGUAUUUUUGAAAAGAACUCUGUUUUCAUUGAUGAAAGUGCUCGUUUAUAACCAUUGACGGCGUUAACUGCAAUAAUAUGAAAUGUUUUGAGGGAGAAGAACGUCUGAGCGUGUGUGGAAGUUGGCUUAUGGGAAACGUGUCUGUAAUGUGUAAAUAUCUCCUAACCCCUGAGAGAAAGGUUUCCUCUUUUACUUUUAACAUCCACCUGACUCGGUUUAUUUCUCCGGAGCUUCGAUUUUCUUCAGCCGUCAGGUUUUCUGUCACUCCGGUUUGGACUCUCGGAUCUCUGAGAGAUCAGGAAAUGUCUGCGCUCGGCCGUCUGAGCGCAGUUUGUCCUCUUUUCAUUUCUGCUCAUCACUUAGGGCUAUAAGUGUUUUUGUCUGCUUCUUUCUCUCUGCAUAUCUUUACCUUGACGUGAGAGAUGCUGUACAAAGUAAAUGUUUGGAUUAACGAGAAUAUAUGACGCCUUUACAUUUUUGAGAAUAUUAAACUUGAAUAAUGAGAAUAAAA